Messenger RNA from Pocillopora verrucosa, 5472 nucleotides. Its product is annotated as rho guanine nucleotide exchange factor 7. Gene Ontology annotation, cellular component: cytoplasm. Gene Ontology annotation, molecular function: guanyl-nucleotide exchange factor activity; protein binding. The record is from RefSeq and is a predicted model, not a curated record. NCBI's taxonomy places the organism in Eukaryota, Metazoa, Cnidaria, Anthozoa, Scleractinia, Pocilloporidae.
GGCUCGGUGGGUGAGGGUUUAUUUUUCUCAGCGCUGUAGUCGCUGUGCAGAUUUCGAACCCCUGAUCGGCGAAGUUUAAAAAAAUAUGCGGCUUAAACCGCGCGAAAUCGGGAGCUGGUUUGUCGCUUUGGGUCUUUUGGAACAGCGGCAAAAAGCUGCCGAUCAUGAGUUUGACAGCUAUCUGCGGGAUAUUUUGAAAGACGGCUCAAUACUCUGCCGUUUGGUGAAUCGGUUGAAGCCAGGGACAAUAAACAAGAUCUACCAGGAACCACUUUCCGAAGAGGAGCGCUUGGAGAACUUCAGCUCAUUUCUGAUCGCCUGCCAAGAUCUGCAACUGAAAGACAACGAGAUUUUCACUCCGAACGAUCUCGACUCUGAAGAAGGGUUCCUUCGUGUUCUACGGACUCUUGACUGCCUUGAAAAUGUGGCCAACGGAUAUGGCAUGGGAAAGCAGUUUACUCAUCAUGAAGUAACCACUAUUGAUUCAGCACAAGAGUCAGAAAAAGAAGUUGUUGACGACACAAGACACCUUGAAAUGACAGAUUAUGGAGUUGAUAUCCACCUUGUAAAAGCAGCCUUUCCAUUCAAUGGACGAGAUGAAGAUGAGCUCUGUUUUGAGAGAGGAGAUAUUCUGGAAGUCACUAAGGCUGUAGAUGGAGGAUGGUGGGAAGGAACCCUAAAUGGCAAAGUUGGAUGGUUUCCUAGCAACUAUGUGAAAGAAAUAUCAGCAAGUCCUGAACCUACAACACCAGUAACUCCCCAGCCAUCAUCAUCAUCAUCAACAAGCAGAAGGGAAAGUGCAAGGGUCUACCAUAACUUGGUUGUUCAAAACAUAUUGGACACUGAGAGAGCUCAUGUUAGUGAACUACAGGCUUUAUUACAAAAUUACUUAAAACCCUUACAGGCUUCAAACACAUUACCAGCACAAGACAUGAAGGUUCUUGCAGGAAACUUUGAGGAGAUCGUCCAGUUUCAGCAGAUGUUUUUCAAUAUUAUGGAUGAAUGUGCACAACUUGCCUUACCUCAACAAAGAAUGGGGGCUAGCUACUUGCAGAUUGCUCCUCAGAUGAAGGAAUUGUAUCUGAUGUAUUGUGCAAACCACCCUAGAGCAGUUGAGGUCUUAACAAAAUACAGUGAUGAGCUAUCAGCCUUUAUUGAAAGCAAAGGAGCACCAGCACCUGGAAUACUAACUUUGACGACAAGCCUCAGCAAUCCUUUUAGACAUCUUGGCAAGUACCCAAAUCAUAUGAAAGAACUGGAGCGCCAUCUUGAGGAGGGACAUGUAGAUGAACUGGAUACUAAAAAGGCCAUUGCUGUGUUUCAGAACUUGACUACCAGCUGCCAUGAAACUAGAAAACGAAAAGAAACAGAGUUAGAAAUGCUUACAGGAACUAUAGAGGGAUGGGAAGAAGAGGACAUAAGCAAACAGGGCGACCUCAUUUUGAUGUCACAGUUUUUGAUACAUGGAGAAAAUGGGGAGGUCAGAGAGAGAUCCUUUCUGCUGUUCCCAAACUGUAUGAUUAUCCUAUCAGUAAAUGCCAAUGCAUGUGGCUAUAAAUUUGAGAAAAAGUAUGGCCUAUCAGACUUAACCAUACGUUCACUAGAAGAUUCAGAAGGCAUUCUGAAUGCUUUUGAGAUAAAAGUCAAUGGAGAUGUCAUGAAACUUUCUACAAACCAUCCUCAUGAGAAGAAUGCCUGGCUUGAUGCAUUUCAACCGCCAGGGCAAAGUUCAAGGAUUCGGCAACACUCAGAGAAAGGCAGUGUGACUUCACCAUCCCCAUGGGUGGAGAGAAAUCCAGGGUCACUGUCAGAAAGAACUUAUUCAAAGUCGAGCCCUCCCCGAAGUGACUCUAUUGGAUCACCACCAAAUUCAGCCACACCCAAGGGUUCUAUAAGCACCUCUGGUGUACACUCACAGUCUUCUAGUGAUGGUUCCAAGUUCCGUUCUGUAUCGACGUCACAUUCGGUAGCUACUGACUUGACUGCAUUCAGCUCAGCCCCUCACAGUCCAAACAGAAAAGGACGCUGGGAUUUCACCAGGCUUAGACCCACUCCACCCCUGAGACCAGCAUAUGCACUGAUCGCUAAGGAGGAUACAUCUACAGCACAUCGAUCUAUGAGGGGCCUGCUUUAUUCAUCAAGAAAGAAACAGGGUUGUCUUACGCUUAAUCCUCUUACAUCUUUCAAAUCUUGCACUUCGGAUUGCCGGUCAAAGAGUGAACUUGAUGAUGAAAGAACCAAUAGUACCUCAGGAAAUAGCCGUGUACUAGAGGAAGACAUGCUUAUUCUCCGAGUUGUGGAGUCUUACUGUACAAGUGCAAGAGCACGGCAUACUCUAAACAGUAGUCCAAUCCUUCCAGAACUUCCCGCUCAUCGACCGCCUUCAACAUUCAGUUUAAAAGAAGAUGGGCAGAAAUCAAGAAAAUCAAAGAAAAAGUUUAAUAGGGAUGUCGCUGGUGAAUUUAACUGUCUUAGAAGAAGAGUGGAAGAACUUCAGCUCGAAACUGAGUCCCUUCGCCAGAGUUUGCUCGAAGAGAAAACCGCUCGGAAAAAGAUGGAGAAGUUCAUCCGGUGUUCCCUGAAAGGAGUGAUUCCAGAUGUUAAAUGGGAGGAUAUGGAGAAAAGUUAACACAAAUUUAUCUGUUGUAGUAUUUCAUAACUGCACCAAUUGCUUAAAAAGUUUUUAAAAUAUUAAUUAAAACAUACUCAACACUGCACUAAAUUUUUUUUAACUUUCAUCUUUUUAUGGGUAAUGCUUCUUUUAACCAGUAAGUUAAUAUUCUAAAACUGUUAUUUCUGUUCUAGGACGUCAUUCAAACCUGACACCUUGUCUUUGAAAUUCUUAGGAGGUUUAGGAUAGUUCAUAAUUAUAUGGUUCUUGUAUAUUUUUUACAACGUAACAUGACUUUGGUAUUUCUAAAGAAUUUCAAGAGUGAGUUCCCUAUCAUGAAGGAUAAGUUUUUAAACAAAGAAAAAAAAAUUUCUCUAUUAGUUUUAUACAGCCCAUGUUUGGUGAAAUUAGUGCUGUUUAUCUUAAUUUGGUGUAAAUAUAGUUUCGUUAUUACUGAGUCGUCUCUAUAUCUGUGCGGUAGUUAGGUUAAAGAAAUAAUAUCUAUAUCUUUAAGCACCAGAUAAUAAUAUAUUACAGAUAUCUCUAAUUCUGACAUACGGCGCCCUUACAUUGGAUUACAAAUUUAGGAGCAGAUCCCAGACAAACUCACUGGAAUUGAAAUCAACUUAGUUCGUAACGGCCAUUUUGAGUACAUGGUCAGAAUGUGCCGUGUCUGGAAACCAUCCCGCGAAUUUGUACCACUACGAAGAAUCUAAACGUUCACUAAGGUCUUUCUUUCGGAGUUCCAAGUGGUUAUUGGGUGGUAUCUCUUCUCCAUACUAUCCUGCCUAACGUAUAUGUCUGCACUUAGUACUAACUGUGAGUUCGUCAAGUUUCUUAAAUGUCUAAUCGAAUGCAAGGGUGCUGUUGCGAUGUUUGCGCAGCAACGGCAGGAGGUAACUCUUAUCGUUUUAUUCGGUAUGAUGUAUGGCUGUGAAGCUUUGUUCAUUUUACCAUAUUGCGCCUUGUUAGAAAUAACUUCGUCUGUUAGUUGAAUGUAGGCUUAGGCUUUCUUUUGUUUGAGUGACACUGAAUUUGAGGCGAUGUUUUUACCUCUUUAUUCGUGAUGAUAUAUUGUGAUAGUCAAUCUUAUGAUAAAGACCCGUUCUAAAAAAUGUUGCUAGACAAAAAUAUACCAGAUAGAUAUCUAUAGUGGUUUGAAGUUGACCAAAGUGAUCACAACGGGCUCUCAUGAGGAAGGUUUUCAUCAUGAACCAAUGAGCAAUCGAAGAAAAAAAAACGGGCAAACUACUAAAAGCGCGGGAAAACGCGGACGUCUGAUUGGUUCAUAACAUGAUACGAGUCUUUUUCGACCAAUCACACACCGAAGUAUACGAAAACCGAAGCCCUCCCGGAUUACUUUCGACAUUUGAACGAAAAUUACUCGAUGCCUGUUCUUAUAUUUGAACGGGGUCGGCAAGUAUUGGUACGAAUUUGUGCGUCUUUCAACUUUGCAAGCCGCGAAUCGGAUUUCUAUUUCUGAAGAUUUUCUUCCGCUUUUUUUUCCACCUCGACAAGUUCUUCUUUUAAAAAUUUCCCAAAGUGUACCCAUCUUAAAGGUUUUUACUGUCCAUUUCUCAGAAAUUUGAAAUUGUUUUUUACGAGGUUACUUUUGUCUCCGACGUGGUGAGGAUUGCUGAGUGUUACAUUACAUAAUCCAUCAUUUUUAUCGUCUAGACCCUUGUUGACAAAUAUUCUCGACCAAUGAGCGCGCGAGAAUUUCUACAGUUAUUAUAAAAAUGUAUGUAAGUCUCGGGUAAACAAUGCAAACAUCUCUGCAAACUGGUGUCAAGUUGACACAAAGAAUGUGAAAAAUUUGACAGCAGCCAUUCCUAAAUCGUCUUUAUAAAAUUACCUUAGGAUUUAUUGACUUUCAACACUUUUUUCGAGGAUAAAACAAAAGGCAACUAUCUGUAUUUUUACUCUCAAAUUACAACGUUUUUGAGAACGGGAGUAAAUAUAGAUAUAUUCACCUCGUUCCCUAUUCAUUUCUGUGGAUUGUUAGGAAAGAAAAUUCCCGUCUUGAAGUAACGUCAUAAAAACAGAAGUCUUCUAUUGAGUGUCACCGAACUAAAGCCAAAGUAAACGGAGGGAAUACCAUAAGGAGCCAAUGAGAGGUCAAAUUGAAAAUGAACUAACUGCUUAAAGCGCGGGAAAACUCGAGGGACCAACCAGCGAUUGGUUUCAGUUUAUCUCUGAUUGGUCGAGGGGGAAGUGCUAGUUUUCUUGACCAAUCCCAGACCGUUGUGAAGCAGAGCCAAAGCAAUUCGGGAUUAUACUUUCGACACUCAAAAUGUAUGUUACACACGUUAGGGAUAAAGAGGAUUUUUUGGGGGGCGAUCGUUUUACCACGGAUACCAGAAUUUUUCAAAGAUUCAAUUGAUUAAAGGUUAAGAUAUCAUUUUGACUUGAUGAUGAGAAGUAACAAAGAAAAAGGAUACAUAUACCAUACUUCUUCGACGAACUUGGCCCUGUUUAAAAAACGUUUGAGUUUUCAUCGUAAUUUAAUUUAUUUCAUAAGUUUUAUGCAGUGGAGUGGUGUCCUUGACUGUGAAAAUAUUAUAAACUUUUUCUAAUUUAAAUAAGGAUUUACAAAGAAACCGCCUCAGUAAAAGGCAUCGCUGACUUUGUUUACGUUAUGAGAUAAUAUAUCAAUCUCUUUAUACCUGGAAAAUAUUUUAAAUGCUAUCAUGAUCAGAGUCUUGUUUGUCUCUUUAUAUAAGCUUAGGAAGAGGGUGAAACUCGGCGUCCCUUAUAACUAAUUGUUUAUCAUGUAAGAUUGUUUGUAAAGCUUAGGUAAUGAUCAUUACAGUUACUUUGUAUUGAUAUCUAACUGGAAAAUACACUUUUUCUUGAGUUAA